AUGGCGACGGUGACGGCGGCGAUGCCGGUGCUCACCAAGGAGCUGUCUCUAUUCCACACCACCGACCCCCUGCUGGGCAAUUCCCCCGUACUCGUCUUCCAUGGCCCCUCUGCAUCUAUUGGCGCAACCAGCUCGCGCAUACAGGUGCACGUCUUCACACCUGCUGGGCUAGGCUCCUACACGCGCCUGUCUGUGUCGCCCAAUUCGCCAUUCUACUCGGCUGUGAGCAAUCUACCGCGAGAAGAGCAAGGUGAUGAGGUGUGCCGUGGCCUCGCGUUUGGUCUCAAAAAGUACUUCUCGGAGCUUCCAGGCGCCGUAAGGAAAACAUGGUGUGCGCAGUCCAAAGCUCCGUCACUUUCGGCGCUGUUUGGUGACGAUCAUAUUGCGAUUCUGGCAACUCGCAUGACGAGAAUUGAAAAUGUGGAGGAAGUCAUUGGAGAUCUUGCAGAGGCCUUUUGCGAGCAGCGACUCUCGUGGUUGGAUGUGGACGUCGUCCUUCCUCCAGGAACGAUCAAGGAAGCAUCUGGUAUGGACGGAUCGGAAGAUAUUAACGAUGAGGAGUUGCUGAAGCAGCGAUAUGGGCGGUAUUCUGAGCUGAUCGCGAGUUUGGGUGAGGUUUGCUUCAUUCCAACAUCGAAGAUCAAGCGCGCACCCUCAAAGGCGCUGGCUAUCGGAAGGACAGCAUCGUUCCGCCGGCAUAACAAGGAGAAUGUUCGCGAUCAGUUAGCGGAGCUUCUCAACACCGAGGACAAUUACGUGAGCCGAGUAGGGGAUCUUUUGCGCUAUUCCGAGGACCUGGGAUCGGAUCUGAAAGAGCGGCAUCAGAGCCAACUUCGGGAGGUAUUCUCGCCAGCCAUUGGUCAGAUCAUGAAGACCAACACUGGGUUCCUGGACGAGCUUCGCAGACUAGUCGAGGAAUCUGAGGAAACAGCCGUGCAAGACAUUGAGCGUACAUCAGAGGACGAGAAUGGACCGGAAGGUGAGGCUUCUGCAGAUGCCUCAACUGAUGCGUCCGGUCUGGUGCGUGUUGCGCAGAGUCUCUGCGAGUGGCUCCCACAGUUUGCCGAGUGUUAUACAGACUACCUCAGCACCCAUGCCCAUGCCUCACAAACACUACGCGCACUGCUACGGAACGGUGACUCCCUUGCCGCAGAGCUUCAAAACAUUGGUGAACAGAAGCUUACGUCUCUUAUGAUUGAGCCGGUGCAACGACUUCCGCGGUACAAUCUUUACAUCGACAGUCUCUCGAAGCAGCUCCCCAUCCGACAUCCGGCAUUGAAGCUGCUGCUCAAAGCGCGAGACAUUGUUUCCGGAUUGUGUGCAGAGUCUGUAGUCACGGAAUCCUCUGCUGUGAUUGAUCGACUGCGUUCACGCACCAUUGGCUGGCAGGCCGACGUCGAUAUUUCCGGUCGGCUGAUAACGGCCAUCGACUUUGUCGAGCUUGUGCCGCCUUACAGACUUAACAGGCGUGGUGGCACACGCGGUAUCCUACUGCUCUUUACGGACGGCAUGAUUGUCGUGGAAAAGGCCGCCGCAUCCAAAGCUACCGCCAGAAAUUUGCUCACUGAGAUCGAAAGUGGCUCAAUGCCAUCGAAAUCGGUCGAGAGCCUCCCCGACGCUGGAAGCGAUCUUCACUUUGUCCGACGAUUGCAUCUCGACGAUGUGCAGUGCACCGAGAGCCAUGAUGGCCAAGCAAUGCAGGUCAUGACGUUCUUCCAGCUGAGCAUGGGCGCGGUACCCGCCCAAGAGCCCAUACUGGACUCCUGCCAAGUUCUCCAAUUGGAGAAUGCAUACGAAGGCAGGGCCGCACGAUUCGUAGAAGAAUUGUCCAAGGCAAGGGUAGAAGGCCGCUUUUCCGAGUCCGAACGCGAGUCCAGCCGUUGGGAAUUCCGUGCCACUGACCUCGCCUCUGACAGCCUUGGUCUUCUCAGUGCAGUUGUUGAGGAUUCCAACAAUGACCAUGUGAGCUUGAGAAGUAGCACUUCGCUGGUCCGCAUCCUGGUAGAUAUCGACCGCCAUGCAGCACCACCACGAGCAGGCCAGAACGGCAUACGCACGAUAGUUGCUCUCUCGCCGACAAGAGCAGGUGACUGGAGAAUGACCAUCGAUUCAAUUGAUGGCGCCGUCGGGCGCGAGCACCUUGAAGUUGCGGAUCUCGUGCCUGCAAUUCGGAGGAAGCUCGCUACGCUCAUAGGCGUGCGCCUAUCCAUCGAACAGACGGCAUCGACGGCAUGCCUGCUGGCAAGGAAUUCUGAUCUGUUACAAUCCAUUGAGCUGCACAAUCAGCCUCAGCAGGGCGAUGAUGAUCAGCCGCGGCUGACACCUCGCGAUCGCGUCCACCGUCCCAAGUCACCAAAGAAGCUCCUCUCCAGCUUUCUCUCCAGCGUCGGUCCUGGUAACGAACCACCGCUGCUCAAACGGGAGCUGCCUGGUCUUCCAAUGCCUAAUCCAAACUUUCGAUUGUCUACCGUGGCGCCAAAGCCACCAAGCAGAGAAUCGCGACCAUCUUCUAGAGACCAACCAUUCUCCAGCUCUACUGAACACUUACCAGCGCCGAGCCCUGCGAAGAAGCUGGAAGACACUCUCUCAGCCUACAUACUGGCCCUUCAAGCCCGGAAAGGCAAUAUUGUGGGGAAGAAUCUCAAGAUGCGCGUUGUAGCGGACGAGCUCCAAGUUAGCGAACUUUAUAACAGUCUCCUGGAAGAUCCGAACAUGAUGGUACUUGCCGCUCAAGCUCCCCUUGAUGUCCUGUUCGCCUCUUUCGAGAAAUUCUUGAACUUGGUGUGGAUAGAGCAGAUUGGCCAGGUCAUACCCAGCGUAGUCCUUGAAGAGAUACAGCUCAAGGCUGAAACACUCUUCCCGGCCGACUUUGACCAGUUCUUCCGCACCACUGUUGCCAAGCUUGCUCCCCAAAAUCAACGCGCUUUCAAGGCCAUCAUGAAGUUGCUCGCCGAAUUGCUUGACGGAACCGGCAACGAUGGUGAUCGUGGCAUCUUGACCGCUGCGUUUGCAGAGAUUCUAGUAACAGAUGGCAACCCUCACGACUACAUUGCGCUCAUCGACCGGUUUGUGGAUGACACCGAGACUUAUUUUGGCGAGCCUGUUGAGGCCCCAACCCAUCAACGUCACGACACUGGCUCUGUYAACUCACACAAGAGAACCCGAUCUGCCAACUCGGCUUCACUUACCAGCAAUACUUCAUCGUUGCGUAGAAAGUUUGGUUUUGGUACACUUACCCGCGAGAACAGCAAAUCUGAGCAGGAGUCCAAGGUGGCGUCUGUAUGGCGUACUCUCAGCAAAAGCACGCGUGGCGACACAAGCCCUGGCCCGACCCCAGUCAGCAGCUUUUCAAAAGGCUCUCUUUCUCGCGCCAGGUCGGUCGAGACCGAAGCCUCAACCAUCGGGAGUCGGCCAUCAUCUUCAGAUGGGCUCAAAGCGCCUAGCCAUGGCGACGCUCCGUCUCUCGCUCGGACGCCUUCGAGUCACAACUUGACGACGAUCGGAGAGCACCCGAGCUUCAUACCGACGGGUCCACCCAGGAAGAAACGGCGUAGUUCGCUGUCCGAUCUCAAGAUGCUGGACUUCUCGCCCAAGCGGGAGCAGCUCGACCCACCAACUCCACAGCGGCCACAGCUACUGCACACAAUGUCAGACAGCCCGGCUCUCCCAAACACAACGGUACCCUCAACUCCAUUGCCGAUAUCUCGAGGCAACAGCAAUCGGUAUGGCACGCCACAGCAAGGCUCGCCCCGCUCUCGACUGCCGUCGUCAUUCCGCCGGGACUUGUCACCUGGCCCAAGCAGAGCGCUCGGGCACAGUAACAGCGAGCAGCAGCGGCCAAAGACUAGCGGAGACAGACCAGAUGUUGUGAUCACAGCACGGCCAAUAUCGAACAUCCCGAGUCUGAUGCCCAAGCCUAGCUUAACACAGAAACACGCGCCGUCAACUCCAGCGCGAGCGGGACUGUCUGAAAGACAGGACGGCGGCAACAUAGUAAAGAAGCCUUCUCCGCAGCCCGAGAAGACGGCGCUUCAACGCCGCAUGACUGGUCCCGAACUUGCCUCGUCCCCUGCUCCGCGUAAGCUCCGCAUGCAGUCUCCUCAAAAGUUACGCGAGCGCCUGCAACAAGAGCAGACUAAUGUCGCUGCCACGCACAUCACCCUCCAAGAGGAGCUCAGCAAGAUUGGCAACGAAUUGACGUCGACAUCCAGUCCCGCCCGACCCGCCACUGCUCGUGGUAGCAAGACGUUUACAGGUCGUGGGUCGAUCUCCCAGCCGAGCAACAUGGAUCUUGCGCAGCGUGUGCUCAAGAUGGAGGGUAGCCUCCCCAAGCAGAUGGACGAGCUCAGCCGGCGUAUCAGCAGCAUCCAAGGCGAUCUCACGUCUUCGCUCAGUGUCUCGGAGCAGAAAUGCAGAAAACUUGAUGAGCUUUAUCGGGAAGCCAAUGGGGAGAACGAGGCACUCUAUGCGCGCUUCAAUGACGAGCUAGGACGCAUUCUGAAGGCUGUGAGGGGCGGCGAGGGUGUGGAAGAGUUGAAGAAGAAGCUCAAGGAGGCACAGUUGGAGGCUGCCAAUCUAAAGCGGGAAACGAGUCGAUUAAAGCGAGAGAAUGUUGGUCUGAGGGCGCAGAUGCGGGAAUGA
Ramularia collo-cygni is the source of this 4641-nucleotide messenger RNA. RefSeq names its product related to Rho guanyl nucleotide exchange factor. The coding region runs from base 1 to 4641 and encodes 1546 amino acids. The record is from RefSeq and is a predicted model, not a curated record. NCBI's taxonomy places the organism in Eukaryota, Fungi, Ascomycota, Dothideomycetes, Mycosphaerellales, Mycosphaerellaceae. The transcript has a single exon. Gene Ontology annotation, molecular function: guanyl-nucleotide exchange factor activity.